AUGCCUUGUGGCUUUGCUACAGGAUCGUAUCUUCAGAUUGAGACAUGGGAAGACGCUGAAGAUGAUUACUUGGCUAGCUUAGUAUCUCACCAUAUGCUUUUAAACAGUGAAGAGGAGGAAAACCAGAUAUGGUGUCCGAUAUGCAAGCAAGGAGAGCUUAUGGAGAAUCAGCGAAACAUCCAUUGCAACAUGUGUGAAAUGCAGCUGAACAAAGGCGAUGAGGUUAAUCUUAAGAUUCUGCAAGAACGGUUAGCGGAAGCAAACGCUGAACAUCUGGAGAGAGGAUGCAGAUUGAAACCCAAGUUCAGUGUUCAGAGUCAGUAUAAUUUAAAGGCGUUGUACAUAACAUGCGAUGCUUGUAAUACCUUUGAGGUCGUUGUAUAA
Molecule: messenger RNA, 384 nt
Organism: Microthlaspi erraticum
Lineage: Eukaryota; Viridiplantae; Streptophyta; Magnoliopsida; Brassicales; Brassicaceae
Source: the annotation of a GenBank genome assembly